Messenger RNA from Trichobilharzia szidati, 6030 nucleotides. NCBI's taxonomy places the organism in Eukaryota, Metazoa, Platyhelminthes, Trematoda, Strigeidida, Schistosomatidae. The record is from the annotation of a GenBank genome assembly.
AUGACUAAUUCUCAAGUUCAAGAUUAUUUAUUUCCAACUGUUGGCAGUGGAAUAACACCAAGCAUAACAACUAUUACUGGAGAAACAAGUGGAAUAGCCACAGGAACAACAACAACAACCUCUACAACACCAUUUCCACCAACAACUUCAUCAUCAACAUCAACAAAAUCAUCAUCAUUACUUAUUGCAUCAACUUUGUUGUCAUCAACAUCAAGCAAGGCAAGUGAUGAUAAUAAUUCAUCAUUAUUACAUUGUUCAAUGAAAUCUCCUCAAGAAAACUUAAUCAACCAUCAUCAUCAUUGCAAUGAAUUAUUAUUAUUAUUAUCAUCAUCAUCACCGCCACCGAAUUCAAUGAAAUCAUUUGAUACAAGAUCUUUUAAUGCAUAUGAUGAUGAUGAUGAAGAUGAAGAUGAGAAUGAUAUUGAUGAAGUUAGAAUUUUUCACGAUGAUAAUGAUGGCGAUGAUGACGCUAAUGCUAAUAUUACCACUGAUCAAGAGACUAGUAGUUGUGGAGCUGUUAAAGAAAUAUCUUUAAAUGCUGAAAGAAAAGACUCUCCUAUUCCACGAUCUCCUACUAUUGAUUCUUCAUGUUUAUUAUUAUCUUCAUCACUAUCAUCGUCUUCUGUACUCUUGACACCUUUACACAUAUCUAAAGAGUCAUUUACACCUGGAUUAUUAUGUUAUGAACAACAGGAGAAGAAGGAGGAAGAGGGUGAUGAAGAGGAGGAGAAAUCAUGUGAAGUUAACGGAAUUUAUUGUCCUACAACAAGUGAAAGCUCUACACAUUCAUCAUUAUCAAUAUCAACUGUGUCACUUCAACACCAACACCAACAACAACACACCCAAAAUCAUCGUCAACAUCAUCAUUCCUUAACUGAAAAUUAUUAUUAUACAACUCCUCAACAAGAUAGCUGUCAAAAUCAAUUCAUUCAGAGAAAAGACAAAUCAAUCAAUCAAGAAAUAACUACAGCCUUAUCAUUAAAUGAUUGUAAUCGGAGAAUCAGUCUUAAAAAUGAUCAAAAUCAAAACCAAGGUAAAGUCGCUACACAUAAACAAGGGAAUUUAAAACAAAAUUCAAUAAAUAAUGAUCAUGGUAAACAGUCAUGGAAUAAUAAUGAUGUUGUCUACAAAAAAAGGGCAAGUGAUAAACAUCAGGUUGCUAAGACUGAAAAAAAUAAUAAUGAUGAAAUUAUAAAUUGUGGUGAUGAAAAUUCACAACGACGAAAAACACUACGUAAACAACAAAGUCAUUGUCGGUCAAUGAGUAGUCCAAAGAUAUGUAAAAGAACAGAAGUCAUCCGAUCAGGUACCACGCAUGGUGUCGGUGACGGCGUUCAAGAUGGAACAACAGAUUCAUUAUGUCGUGUUAAUAAUAAUUUCAAGAUACUACAUACUUCUACAUAUAAUUCAAUUGGUCAACCACAACGUACUAAAACUCCAGUAUCAUCGUCAUGUUGUAGUAAUAAUGAACAAAAGCCUGAACAAAAAAACAGUUCAUCAUCAUUAUUAUUGUCAUCGUCAUUAUCAUCAUCGUUUAUGAAAGAUAGAAGAGCAAUAUCUAAAGCAGCAGAUGAAAAACGUUGUGCUAUAAAACAAGCUCAUCUGUUAGCUUCUGAAGAAGCAGUCAUUCUAGCUAGACAUAAAGCAUCUGAGCGUAGAGAGGCUAAAUUAAUGGAAAUACGUCAACGUUUAAAAGUUAGACAUGAACAAGUUGAAGCAAGAAGGAGAGCUAUUGAAAUGGCUGAACAGCAACGUCUUCAUCAGCUGGCUAAACAACUUCAUUGUGAUUAUUAUCAUCAUCAUUAUACUCAUACUCAUCAUUCACAUGCUCCACAACUCCCUCAGCAACAACAGUCCAAUAAAUCAACAUUUAAUAAUCGACCAGAAUCAUCUUUAAGUCAGCGUAAAGCCAUUCACAACAAUAGUACAAAAGUAUUACCACCACCACCACAAACAACAACGACAACAAUGGCGACGACAACGACAAUGACGACAACGACGAUAACACCGUCGACUGCAACAAUGACACAGUCAACAAUAACAACAGCAACAACACCAUCAUUUCCAGUUGGUUUUGGUUCUAGUACACCAAGAUAUGUAUGUUAUACAAGUAAAGAAAUCAUGGAUUUAAAACAUCAUGGUGAAACAGGUCUAGUCAUGAUGACAAUGAUGAAUACAAAUAAUAAUAGAAAUAAAUACUACUACUGCUGUUAUUCAAAGUCAACUAUAUCAUCAGAAAAGAAUAAACAACGUGUGAGUGGAUCGCAUUUAUCAAAGUUUAAUUGUAGACAUCCAUAUUCAGCAGUUAGUGGCGGCAGUCGAGGUGUCGGUGGUGGUGGUGUUGGUGAUGGUAACGUGAAGAGUCGACAACAGAAUUCUUAUUGUUCAAUUACUCGUUUAGAUAAACGAUUAACUAGAUCUGCAUAUCAACAUAUUCCUGCCAAUCAUACUACAACUACUAACACUACUACUACUAAUACUGCCAGUAAUCCUAGUAGUAUGUAUGAUUGGAAUAGUUUAUCCUUCCGUAUUGGUCAUUAUCCCCAGAUUGAUAAUGAUGAUGAUGAUAGAACAUCAAUUGAUAGUGGUCAGUUAACAAAUCGAACAGAUCAAUCAAUUGAAAAUAUAUUUCUACCUAGUGAUGCUGUUCCUGCAUAUCGUACAAAUCGUAGUCGCACUUCUACUGCACCUACUGUCCCUGCUUCUGUUGCUCCUAAUACUGCCACUACUGUCAUUACCAAUAGUCAACAUUUGGGCGAUUCAAUUCAUUCAGAUAUUUCAUAUUCACUUAAUACUGACUCAUCAUUUGCAUCGCAGAAAAUUUGUACAAAUACUAGAAAGCUGAAUAAAGUUAAUAAUAAGGUUAUACAUACGAAUUUGCUAAACAAUAAACAACUGCCAGCAUCAACAAAUUCUUCAAAAUGUCAAAAAUCUACAAAACAAUCAUCGAAUAGAAGACGGUCGACCUCUUUAGCAUCAACAUUCACAACGACAACGCAUAAAUCAAGACAAUCAUCAUUAUAUGAAAACAAGAGUAGCAAGAGAUGUAAAACAACAAUUAGCGUUAAUUCAUCACAGAAAUCUGCUGUGCCUACUUCUACUUCUUUUAAUACUACUGCUACUGCUACUACUACCGCUACUGCCUGUCCUAUUCGUAGAAAACAUACUUCCAUGGAUUGUAAAAGGUCAAAUCAUCGAAAUAAUGUUGAUAAAAGUAGGAAUUAUCAGAGACAAAAAUCAGCAACAAUUAGCAAUCAAACACCAAUUACUACUAGUAGUAGUAGUAUAAAGCAUAAACCAAUAAGCACUUCAAAUAUUAGUAGUAGUAUAAACAGACAAAAGUCAGCAAGUAAGAAAGCAGUUGUUUCUACAAAGGUGGUAAAAUCAACGGGGACAACAAUGACCACUACUACUCAAAAAGAAUGUGUGAAUUCAAAGCCUCCUCCAUCAGUAGGCAAUAAUCAUUAUGAAGUGGUAGUCAAUCCUUUUAUUGAAGAAAUCAUCGAAAAUUCUAUCAAUUCAAUAAAGUCAAAAACAUCAAAUCAGUUGACCACCAAUACACAACAAUCUAAUAAAAUUGUAAAUAGAAAGGAUAGAUUAAAAUUACCAUUAUCACCAAACACCACCACUACGACUACUUCGCCUACUACAACCAUAUCUAUUGUUUCUACAAAUUCCUCAUCCCCUUCAUCAGUAUUGUCUCCAUCAGCAUCAUCGUCAGUUCCUUACUCAACAACAACAUCAUCAUCAUUAUCAACGAACACAAUAAUCCCUAAUAAUAGACCAAUGAUAAAUACAGCUGUUUAUACAAGUCCUGAUAGUAAUACUACAUCAUCUAUGACGCUUAAAACACAAUCUACUACUCUUAUGAGUACAAUAUCAGCAUCAACACCAUCAUCCUCAUCCUCAUUGGCAUCAUCCCCGUCAUCCGUAAUACCAGAAGUACAAAAACUAUCCGUAAUAACAACGAUAUCGGCAACACUGAAACCAACCGAUAUUAUUACAGUCACCUCUUGUUCAUCGCCUCCUCUAUUAACAAUUUCAUAUGAUCCAAUAAUAACUGAAAGUGUACAAUGUAAUAAUGAUAUUAUGCUAUAUGAACAACCAAUUAUUAUAUAUCCUAAUGAUAAUGAUAAUUAUUCGCAAUGUGAAAUCAAUCAACCUAUAAUGAUAAUGAAUAGUACUACUAUUAGUAGUAGUAGUAGUAGUACUACACUGUUGCCAAAUAAUGAAAUUAAACAAGAAGUUUUAAUUCAACAAUCAUUUUAUGAUAUACAAUCCCGAGUAAAUCAUAAAACAAAUAAAAGCGAAGGAGAUGAUGAAGCUGACGGAAAACUUCAAUCUCAGAGUUGUCAAUUAAGCCUCAUCAAGGAUCCAUAUGAUAAACCUAUUCAAAUAGUACAUCCAUUACACAAUAAUAAUACUAAACAGUUAAAUAAAGAUGACACUACCGCUAGUACCACUACUACUACUACUAUCAUGCAACAAUCUGCUGGUCGAUUAAUCAUUUCAUUAUCAACAGAAUUAGCUGAAAGAGAAGCACGUAAAAAACGCUUAGAAGGUAUUAUGUCACGUAUAAAAUUACACACCAAGAAUGCAAAUAUUGAAAGACAACAUUCCCAACCACAACCACAACCACAAAUGCAACUGCAACAACAACUCGUUGAUACACAAACAAAUCAACAACUUCUAUCGAGUGAACAAAAUGCAAUGGAAGUACACCGACGACAACUACAAGACGAAGAAGAAGACAAAGAAAAAGGAAAAGUUAAAGAGACUCCUAAUCUUACUUUCAUGAGAUGUUCUUCUACAAUUGAAACACUAUCAAAUGAACGGAAAUCCUCUACAUCAUCAAGUGAUCUAUUAUAUAAUUCUCAAGAGAAUAAAACAAAUUUAUUGAAGGCGUCUAAUUCAACAAAUCAUAUAAAUCAUAUAGCAGCAGAUGAACAAUUACGUCAUCAUCAUCAAAACAAGAAUACAGAUCAAUUGGUGAAUUUAACUAGAUCCACAUAUCAAUCCAGUGUUCACAAUGAUCAUCAUGAUGAUCAUGAUAAUGAUGACGAGGAUGGGAAAACACGGAUGCGGCGAGAUCGUGCUAGUAUUGUAGCGAAUAUGUUAGCCUCUGGACGAUUGGAUAGAAAAAGUCGUGCAGCUGAAAUAUUGAUUACAAUGUUAUCUAAAAAACAAUUAAAUUCUACUGAAAAUAAUAAUAGUAAUAAUAAUAAUGAACAAUAAAAUUACAAUGAAUUAUACUAAUUGACCAAUAAAAUCCAUCAUCAAGUUCAAAUAAUACUGAAUAAUACUAGAAAAAGAUGAAAUCUAACUUACUUUCUUCACCGCCAACAUCUACAGUAUAUUCACUGUAAACUAUAAGAGCGCACUGGGAAUCGAACAAUGGGUACGUACGUACAUACGCACACCCUACUACUACUAUUACUAGUCAACAACUAAAGUGUCCAUGAUAUACAAUAAUGCUAGAAAUAAAAAUAUAUAUGCUAGACACAUUAUCCUGAUGACAUAUUAUUAUUAUUAUUAAAAACAUUAUUUAAAGAGGCCAAACUAGCAUACCCCACACACAUAAACACAUACAAACAUCCACAGACGCCCAGAAUAUUAUACAUAUGUACCCGUAAAACCAAAACAUUGGCAAUGUAAUAUAGAAAAAACAGAGCAAGGAAAUGACAUCAUUGAAAAAAAACGCACACUUAAAUUGUAUAAAAUUAUUUUACUUUUCUUUCUUCUUUUUAAAUUCUGUAUUUUUGUUUGUUUCUGUGAAACGAAACGAAACAAAAAAACGAUUUUAUUUUCACUUUAACAAUAACAACGAGGUCAGUAACAAAAACAGCACCAACAAGAAUAGAGGAAGAACAAUAGAGGAUCAUAUCCCAUAAUAACUACCAUACACCAACAACACAUAAAACUUCUGUUUCCUUUAAUACAAUCACUCACUCACUCACUCUUCAAUGAUUUUAUACAUCAUUGAAAAUUUUCUUUAUUGUAUUUAAUAUUAAUAUUAUUAUUAUUAAUCUC